AUGUCUACUUUUCUUAUAUAUUUAUUUUCUCUUUCACUUUCAACCUUUUUUUUCUCUCUCUGUCUCAACUCCACUAUGAAUGGUGCUUGGCCCUUUAUGUCCUGUAUACAUAUUCAGGAUAAUGUUCUCAACAUGUGGCAUAGAAUCCAGGGCCAAUUCCGACACAUCCAAAUCAAAGAUGAUGAUUCAAGCAACUUAAAACACAGCAUUGUGCAAACGCUUGUGUCUCCACCAGGACCGCUACCGUCCACAUCGUCUCGCACUCCAGCUAGUCCAGCGAGGGGCAGCUUUAGCCGAAAGUACAGCCUCAUCAAAGAAGAGUCAGUUGAAGAAGAAGGCAGCUGUGAGGAGGUUGAGUUUAAGAGUGUGCGUUCUGCAGAAAAUUUGAUGGACUCCAACAAACGAGCUUCAUCUGUUGAGCACAUGUUUUCUUUAGACACAUCAGCUGUUCGUCGACCUCUUCACUCGGUGGCCAGCUCUCCACAGCUUCUUAAUCAGAUCUCAGAAGAACGUGAAUCAGAUGAAGAGGAAGACAUUCCUUUGACAAUGCUGCCUACUUCUUUGUCAUCCUCUGCUUCCUCCAAAGUGGCCUCUCGGAACAUUUAUGGCUGUCGUGCCAAUAUGGCUUCACCUGAAGUUCUGCAUAAAUACGAGCAGCACAAGAAGCGGCGUGGCACUGGUCAACGGGGCACAAGUUGCAGCAGCUCUGAUGCUAGUGACACAGAUGAUACAGACAGCAUUGCUCGCAAAGACAAAUUGAAGCACAAGUUUGCAACACGACGUGACAGUAGUGACCAUUCUAGUGACAAUGAUGGCCCAGGUGGGAUUGGUGGGAUGUCUGGGGGUCCUCGCCCUUUAGGGCAAGGCGGUACCACUGGAAGCAACAGGCAGAACAAUAAGCCAAAUAACAGCAACCAGCAAGAUAAAUCCUCUGAUAACAAAGGGAACAGAGGUUCCAGUGGAAAGAGUUCGAAAGGCAAUGACCCCAACAGUGAAAGCUGCAACCAUGACUGUGACAGCAAUGGCGACAGCAACAUUGGUGGAGGAAAUCAACCACAGGCAGUUCUUGCCAACUCCAACUCUGGCUGCAGUUCACGAUUGAGUGGAAUAAGCAUCAAUAGCUGUGAGAUGAAAAACUCAAAUUCUUUGGUGUCGUCCAACAACAGCUUCUCAAAGCUGUGCAUUGAGGACAAUCUGUGCUCUGAGCAGCAGGACUGCAAGCGAGUGAAACAAGGACCCCCUAAUGACUUGGAUGUGAACUAUCUGAAUGAACUCAAUGCUCAGAUCUGGGAGGUGAAAUCCCGGGCUAACAAUGACUGUAAAGAAACGUCAAAGGCACCAUUGCCUGAGGAUGUGUUGUCUAUAUGCUCGGCAGAUUGUAGCUUGCACAUUCGAAAAGGCAAACGGUUUGGUCGCCGCAUCAAGACAGACAUCAACCGGAAUGGCUUAAAGCCUGGCUUCUGCAAGAUGGCUGGCUCCUCAAAGUCUAGCAAUUCAGUCAAGGUAGAGACCAAAUGCUGUUCACUGGUCUAA
Messenger RNA from Acanthosepion pharaonis, 1533 nucleotides. NCBI's taxonomy places the organism in Eukaryota, Metazoa, Mollusca, Cephalopoda, Sepiida, Sepiidae. The record is from the annotation of a GenBank genome assembly.